Leptonychotes weddellii (Weddell seal) is the source of this 2296-nucleotide messenger RNA. RefSeq names its product inositol monophosphatase 1 (gene IMPA1). The record is from RefSeq and is a predicted model, not a curated record. Gene Ontology annotation, molecular function: inositol monophosphate 1-phosphatase activity. NCBI's taxonomy places the organism in Eukaryota, Metazoa, Chordata, Mammalia, Carnivora, Phocidae. Gene Ontology annotation, biological process: phosphatidylinositol phosphate biosynthetic process; inositol metabolic process; signal transduction.
UUGGGGAGAUUUCUCGCUCUCUCAGGAAGAACCCAGGCACAGAUUCCGCUGGUAACCUAGUGAGUCUGACGGACCCCAAGUUGAGAAGAUGGCUGAUCCUUGGCAGGAAUGCAUGGAUUAUGCAGUAACCCUAGCAAGAGAAGCUGGAGAGGUGGUUCGUGAAGCUAUAAAAAGUGAAAUGAAUGUCAUGAUUAAAAGUUCUCCAGCUGAUUUGGUAACUGCUACUGACCAAAAAAUUGAAAAAAUGCUUAUAUCUUCCAUAAAGGAAAAGUAUCCAUCUCACAGUUUCAUUGGUGAGGAAUCUGUGGCAGCUGGGGAAAAAAGUGUCUUAACUGACAGCCCUACAUGGAUCAUUGACCCUAUUGAUGGAACAACGAAUUUUGUACAUAGGUUUCCUUUUGUAGCUGUUUCGAUUGGCUUUACUGUAAAUAAAAAGAUGGAAUUUGGAGUUGUAUACAGUUGCCUGGAGGAUAAGAUGUAUACUGGCAGGAAAGGAAAGGGAGCCUUUUGUAAUGGUCAAAAACUACAGGUUUCACAACAGGAAGAUAUUACCAAAUCACUUUUGGUGACAGAGUUUGGCUCUUCCAGAACACCAGAGACUGUAAGAAUUGUUCUUUCUAAUCUGGAAAAGCUUUUGUGCAUUCCUAUUCAUGGGAUCCGAGGUGUUGGGACAGCAGCUGUUAAUAUGUGCCUUGUGGCAACUGGAGUUGCAGAUGCAUAUUAUGAAAUGGGAAUUCACUGCUGGGAUAUGGCAGGAGCUGGCAUUAUUGUUACUGAAGCUGGUGGAGUACUAAUGGAUGUGACAGGUGGGCCAUUUGACUUGAUGUCACGAAGAAUAAUUGCUGCAAAUAGUAAAACAUUAGCAGAAAGGAUAGCCAAAGAAAUUCAGGUGAUACCACUUCAAAGAGACGAUGAAGAGUAAUUGCAACAGCCCCACAUAUUCAAUCACAGCUGCAUUUCCCCAUAUUUGCUGACACACUGAUGGUGUUAUAAAAUUUAGGACAUUUAUUUCAGAUGUAUAAUAUGGUUGGUUUAAAUUGUCUUUGAUAUCCAGAUUAAAAAAUUACAGUGUUGUAUAUUUUACUAAGGGUAUGAAAGAAGAGCUGAAAUAUUUCAUUGUUUUAAAAAUUCUGCGUGUAAGAGUAUACUUUGGGGAAAAAUACACAGGUAGUUGAGACAAGGUAUCAAUCACAUCAACUGAAAUAGCAGUUUCUAAGUGUAUACGAGCCUCUGAAAUUUUGACUGUACAUUAAGCAUUCUUAAUUAGGUAACUUUUUGGAAAAAAUUUUCUUUAGUUCCCAAAGCCAUAUUUAAUUAAAUUUGUAAGUAUAUAAUGGGUACUUCCUAGACCAAGGUUUUUUUCUUUUCAGAGAACCUAGUUUUAUUCUACACAUAGCAUCUGUCAAAUAUGGGCAAUUCAAAAACAAGCAUUGAGAGAAUAAAUAUUUUGGAGGUAGCAAUUCCUAGUUAUAACAUAUAUAAAGUAAUGAGCUCACCACCCUUUAUUUUUACUUUAGGUUUUGAAGUAAAAAUGAUCUCAUCAUCGUUUUCAUAUUUUACAUUAUCAUUCCUUUUAACAUUUCACAUUGCCACACCAUUUCAAUUACCGUAUUGCCAGAUAACAUUUCUAAUUGUGGGCAUUUCGCAGUUAAUAUAUUUUCCAAGACCCUGCAUUACAGUAUUUGUUUGGAUUCUCUUAAAGACCCUAUGUAAAAAAGCUGUUUCAAAAAAGCAUUCUCAUCAGGUAUCUACUUUUCUACUAUAAUUAGGUACACUAUAAAAUUGUACUAAAUUCAAUAUUCAUGUUUUAAAGAUCUUCAUAUUAACCUGGUUGUGCACAGGAAACCUAGAACCUGGCAGAUAUACUGUACUGUUAAUACUAAACUAUGUUUUUUCCCCCAAACUCCUUAAUUUCUUUGCCACCAGUACUCAGUCUUAAAAUAUUCCUUAAUAGUCUUUGGCUUAUGAAACUCAAAGAAAACUGUUCUAGUUCAUAGAUAUUUUAAAAGGUUAAUUGACUGCUUCGCCUUGUCCCUGGGCACUUGAACAGAGUAUUAAGUUUUGUUAUGGUCUCAUGUGAGCCUUAUAUUUGAUAGAAUGAAAAGUGCAUCUAUAAAGUAGGAGGUUAUUUUAUUGUGCACAUCUAAUAUAUUUAAAAAUAUACUAAGAUUUGAGUAUUGUAUUUGUACAGUUGGUCAUGUGCAGUAAAAAUAACUUGUACUAUAUUCCUCUAUGGUUAAUUUUUCAAUUAAAAUUUAUUUUAAUUAAGACUAAUGAAUAAAAUUUUAAAUAAGUA